CUGCAGGCACCACUCGACCUCCACACAACCCAACACCCGAGCCUUCCACUUCGCAUUCGCUCUUGAUCUCAACAUACCCCAGCCCCAUCUUUCGAGAGGUCCAGUCCAGAAACAUUUCUGUCAAAAACAACACUCUAGUUGACACAACACAUCCCUUCGCACUCCGAUCCAGAGAUCUAGAGAUCCAGACAUCCAACCUCUCCCUCCACGCCUUCCUUGCAGACACCACCAUAAUCCAGCAAUAAUGUCGGUGUCGUCGCAGCACUCCCCGUCCACGAUGUCCAACUCCAACUCACAAAACGGUUGUCUUGAUCCCCUCGACUCCCUCAUCGACUUCUCCGGCUACGAACAGGUUUCCUACCACUCUCCAUCUAUGUCCCCUUCGGCAGUCAAGAGCGAGUUUACCACCAGAGCCGUGUCGAAUACACCUCCAUCGCUCCCAUCCAACUCCCAACCAGUCCUCUCGGGUCCGAGCCAUCAAUACGACCUGUAUAAACAGCAAACCGGCAUUCCACAGGGCGCCAUUGCAAACACGCUGGCCAUCAACCAAAACAACGCUCAUAUCAAUUCUCAAUUUGGCUUCUCCGACAACAACUUCAUGUCGGGUCUUAGCACAGACGACGACUUUGUAGACUUCAACACAGCUCCUACGCGAAAUGGCUCAUUCAAUCCAUCCGAGUUGGAUCUAGACUUUAGCACCGAUUCGACAUAUUUCUACCCAGAACAAGCAUCGAGCAGUUUUGUUGACCCAAGUGCUAUCGCACCGGCAACCAACGCUCUCCCGAGCCAGACUAGCAACGUUGGCCGUCUCUGGCCGGGUAUGCAUCAACAGCAGGCUCUGGCCAAAGCUCAAGCUCAACAAAAGCAACAACAACAACUCAUCCAACAGCAACGAAAAGCUUCCACCUCGAUGGGUCACUCGAGACAGCCUUCCACCCAACGCGCUCGCGCAUCUCAUCCACCUACCGAUCCUAUUGUCGAGGAGAAGAUUUCCCAAUUGCUCAACUCGAUGAGACAAAACAGUGUCGGAAGUGAUGAUCACUCUCAGGAUAACACAUCCCAUGCUCAACGUAUGCGUAAGGAUGAGAUGGACGAGGACGAGAGAUUACUUGCUAGUGAAGAAGGAAAGAAGCUUAGCAGCAAGGAGCGACGACAACUUCGUAACAAGGUUUCUGCCAGAGCCUUCCGAUCCAGACGCAAGGGUAAGACCACUCACUCGAGUAUAACUUGUCACCUGCUAACUUUUUCCAGAAUACAUCAGCCAACUUGAAGGAGAGAUUGCUGGAAAGGUUACCGAGAAUCAAGAUCUCAGAUCUACCAAUCGUGCUUUGAUGGAGGAGAAUACACGUCUAUCCGACCUCACCCGCAUGCUCUUGUCAUCGCCAUCGUUCUCCGGAUUUCUCGACAACCUCUCCCAAAACCCAGCAGCAGUUCAGACUGCUCAGCAAGCUACCCAGCCUCGCGUUGAACAGCCACAACAGCAGCAGCCUCAACGUCAAGUCCGAAAGGAUGUUAACCCAUACGCUGCUCAACAGCAAAUGCAGAACCAACAGCAUAUUGGAAUGACCUUGAUACCAGAGCACACCAUGGAUUAUUCCAUGCUUGAUUUGGGUCAGGAUGGUAGUUUCUCUUACCAACCCCAAGUAUUUUCUGUCCUCAGCAUGCCAGAGACUGUCAUCGACAGCGAAAUGCUUUCGGGAAAGAGUUCCACGUUCACUCCUCUUGCUAGUGAUGAUGAGAAGAUUGAGCUCCCGACCAUUGAGCGUGCACCAGAAGCCUCCGCCAUUGAAGAGCCAACCACAGUUGUCGAAGUCGUUGACGAGGAGUUCGACGCCGACCCAACCUUCGCUCUCUUCGCUUCUACUCCCACUGCUGCCACUCCCGUCUCAAAAGAGCAAGAAUUUACCUUUGACUUUGCCGCCAUGUUCUCCAAGCCAUCUCAGUAUGAACUCGUUGUCGUCCCUACCGCUGAUACCGCAGACUUAUUGAAAAUGGAGAGACUUACAAGAGAAAUGGAGAUUGUCUCUGAAAGGCUGUCGCAAAUGAAUCUUUAGGGAGGAUUUCAGACUAGGUGGUUGAUUUGAUGGUUAUUCCUUGUGCUGCGAUUUAGCGUUUCCUUUUUACUGUCACACUAUAACAAACCACCGUUGUGGUUAUGGCGUCUUCUCCCUACUUCUGUAGACGACGGAUGCACACGUCCUGUCACAUUAUCCUUCACUUUUUUUGUUUUUCUCCAUACUUGGCUACCAAUUUGGCGAGUCUCCUUCUUACUUUAGGUCAAUAGGGCGGAUGGAUGGGGGUGGAUAUCUACAUGAAAUUGGGGUGGGGGAAGGAGAAGGCGGAUUGAAAAAGAAUGUCUCCCUUGUAUAGGAGAACUAGGGGAAUGGGGAUUAGGACGAUACUAUGGUGCCAUGAUGUUACCUUUUGUUUUUCUUUUCUUUUUUUUUUAAACCCUUUUUUUCUUUUUUUCCCCGGAGCUAUGAUUGUUUGGUGUAAAUAGAAGUCAAAACUGAUCAAUCAAAACUUUGAAAAUCUC
Molecule: messenger RNA, 2536 nt
Organism: Hymenoscyphus albidus
Lineage: Eukaryota; Fungi; Ascomycota; Leotiomycetes; Helotiales; Helotiaceae
Source: the annotation of a GenBank genome assembly